Messenger RNA from Scatophagus argus, 3043 nucleotides. RefSeq names its product homeobox B4a (gene hoxb4a). Gene Ontology annotation, molecular function: DNA-binding transcription factor activity, RNA polymerase II-specific; RNA polymerase II cis-regulatory region sequence-specific DNA binding. NCBI's taxonomy places the organism in Eukaryota, Metazoa, Chordata, Actinopteri, Scatophagidae. Gene Ontology annotation, biological process: regulation of transcription by RNA polymerase II; anterior/posterior pattern specification; embryonic skeletal system morphogenesis. The record is from RefSeq and is a predicted model, not a curated record. The transcript has 2 exons. Gene Ontology annotation, cellular component: nucleus. The coding region runs from base 427 to 1185 and encodes 252 amino acids.
CUCGAGCCCAAUGUGUUUUCAGUGUGUCAGACGAGCUUUGUUAUUGUUGUGAUUCUCUGGCCGCUUAGGACUGCAUGCGUGCGACAUGUGGUGGUGAGAUAUACAGAGAGGACGGAGAAUGAGGAGAGAGAGCCGGGGAGGGAGAGGGGAAAGUAUUGUAAGACUGUGAAUGCCCACAAACUGAGGCCAUAUGAUGAUGCGCGUGCGGGGGCCGUGGAUAUGCCUAAUCCCAUUUCCUUAUCCGGGGUCCGUCCUGGAGGCCCGCCAUUGGCCCGCUGCCGUCACGUGGCUUCUUAACUUUGUUCACUUGACAGAAAAGUAGGAGGGUUCAACGGAACAGGAAUAACCGAAGAGUAAAGGGAUGAGAUAUAAAUUUUAGUUAUAUAUUUUCCGAGUAGGUGCAAUUCCACAAAAAGACUGAAAUUAAUGGCCAUGAGCUCCUAUUUGAUCAACUCCAACUAUGUGGACCCGAAGUUCCCACCGUGCGAGGAAUACUCACAGAGCGACUAUCUGCCCAGCCACUCUCCGGACUACUACAGCUCCCAGAGGCAGGAGUCUGCUGCCUUUCAACCGGACUCUCUCUACCACCACCACCAUCAACACCACCCACACCACCAGCAGCGAACCGAGCCGCCGUACACGCCAUGCCAGCGUGUAGGACAGCCCGCUUCGGUGGUGAUGUCCCCUCGGGGUCACGUCCUUCCCCCGUCCGGGCUGCAGACCACUCCAGUCCCGGAGCAGAGCCACCGCUGCGACUCGGUGACACCCAGCCCGCCUCCACCUCCGUCUUGCGGUCAAACGCCCCAUAGCCAAAGCACUUCGUCCCCUGCGAGCACUCGUAAGGACCCCGUAGUCUACCCGUGGAUGAAGAAAGUCCAUGUAAACAUCGUGAGUUCAAACUACACAGGGGGUGAACCGAAGCGCUCGCGGACGGCCUACACGCGCCAGCAGGUCCUGGAGCUCGAGAAGGAGUUCCACUACAACCGGUACCUGACGCGCAGGCGCAGGGUAGAGAUCGCGCACACGCUAUGCCUGUCAGAACGCCAGAUCAAGAUCUGGUUCCAGAACCGGAGAAUGAAGUGGAAGAAAGACCACAAACUGCCCAACACGAAGGUCCGCUCCGGGUCUAACAACACAAACUCCCAGGCUCUAACCGGCUCCCAGAACCGCGCCGGACCCCUAUAGCCCGGUUCUUUGGCUCACUUUGGCUCUUUGCCCUCCCUUUCCGUCCCUGAUUCCCAAACUGAACGCCGAAGCGGCGGCCAUGCUUGUAACCACCGGAGCCUGCACUUUGGACCGGAAUAACGCCUUUGCUCUGGAGGGAAGGAGGGAUGUCAGUGCCGCCUGUACGGCCUUGAUCUUUGCUGAUGUUACACACUAUAAUAUGACGUUACGAGGAGGGAGAGGGAUGGAGGGGAAGAUGUCCCAUUCAUAAAAAAGAAUUAAGUGAACUAAAGUAGGCGAAGACGGAGACUGAAAACAGACAAAAUGAUGCGGCCGCUUCUUUGCUUUUUACCCCCUUUCCGUCACUGCCUCUCUCCCCUCUCUCCCCCUCUCUCCCUCUCUCUCUGCUUUUUAUAUUUCUGUCUUUUUAUACUCCUCUCUCUCUUCCUCCAUAUGACAGAGCAUAAGACGGUAGGCUGAGGAUAAUAUGCCCGCGUGCGUGUGGUUUCUUUCCUUCUAUUUUUUUUCCUAUCCGAGACUUUUUUUGGUGAAGAUGGAUCCUCGUUUUCAUCUUUAAUCACGCCAAACUCGGGCCCCAUUUGUCAUGUUUACUCUGCGGGUACAAAGCAAAGGGGUGAACCGCCGCUCUGCCCAUUACCCCCACCCCUCCCCAAACCUCUACCCCCUCAGCCUCCCACCCCAACUCACGCACGUGUAAUAAAUGGAACUCUCGUUUCGUCAGAGAAGUAUUCUUACACCCCGCCACACACACUCACAAAAACCAAACACGCUCAUAUCCCCCCUGUCCGCCCUUAUAGUACUCUAACAUCAAAUAUAACCUCCAGUACGAUCCAACACGACACCGGGCAGGUUUCUGUCUACUUGUUAUCACUGUUGGCAUUUCUGUUUUGUUUAAUGACAAAUUAUAGCUUUUUAAAUUUUAAUUCUAGUUAUUUUCGAAUUCAGUGUUGAUUGUGAAAGGAUACUUUAAGCUGUUAUCGUGUGGAAUGACGAGGAGCGUUGAUGUGGUCCGUUGAUUGUUCAUUUUGUGAAGUUGUAUACAGGGAAACAGACUGACAGGGUGUUUAAAUUGAGGCAUUUUCCACUGCGUACCAAACAGGGUUUAUAAAACUGCCUAAACAAAGGGACACUAAUAUUUAAACCAAAAGCCUGGUACAAAUAGCUCAAGAACACAUUAUAAACGCAGCACUACAAUGUACUACCUAUUACCUCAGUUGUACUGAUAUAUAUUUUUAUUUUUUAUUUUUGUCAUGUUAUGUUUUUUUUUCUUGCUCGUUGAAUGAAGUGACAGCCUUUCGAGCUUUUAUAUUUUUUAAAAAUGUGUGACGAGUUAUUAUAGUAAUUAUUAUUACCUGCAAAACAAAAAAAAGGCGCUAUUCAUUUCAUGUAUGUGGAAAUUUAAAAAAAAAAAAAAGUAAUUUAAUUAUAAGCAAUUGUUCUGGCCAGGGACGUUCAGAAAAAUGAGGAGCUUUUUGCUGCAUGUCUGAAUGGUGUCGAUUUUAUUUUUCUAUAUUUUCCCUUUUUUGUCUCUCUUUUCUCCGCACAUGAAAUGCGCGCACACUUCUCUCUUUCCCCCUUUUCUUCUCCUCCUCCUCUCUCUGUUCUGUCACCUUGUGCCACUUUUUAGAUAUUUUAUUCUUCAAGUGCUUUUUAUUUCGAAUUGAUGUUAUUUUAUUUACAUUCCAAAGACCCGUUUCUAUCGUUAUUGAUGAUGAUAAGAACAAUGAUGGUAUUGUUAAAAUGUGUUAUUUCCUCCGAUAUGUAAGUUGCUCCUGUCUCUGCUUAUGCCUCCUCGUUGUCUACCUAUCUAUUAUUUGUAAAUAGUUCAUAGAAAUUUAAAUAAAUGACUAAAAAUGAA